Messenger RNA from Quercus lobata, 9440 nucleotides. Its product is annotated as putative disease resistance RPP13-like protein 1. The record is from RefSeq and is a predicted model, not a curated record. NCBI's taxonomy places the organism in Eukaryota, Viridiplantae, Streptophyta, Magnoliopsida, Fagales, Fagaceae. Gene Ontology annotation, molecular function: ADP binding. The transcript has 28 exons. The coding region runs from base 95 to 4084 and encodes 1329 amino acids.
CACAGGCUUUCACACCACAAGCAAAAACCAAUCUCUUUUAGUUUCCUGGAGUUACUCACUUUGUCAAUUUAUUUCCAUUGCAAAAAAGAAAAUCAUGGCUGCUGCCCUAGUAGGAGGAGCAUUUCUGUCAGCAACCCUUCAAGUGUUAUUUGACAGGAUGGCAUCUCAGGAGGUCGUGAAGUUCAUCCGGGGAAGAAAAGUCCCUGCUACACUACUAACAAAGCUGAAGACAUGGUGUCUUACCCUCAGCAAAGUGCUCAAUGACGCAGAGGAAAAGGAAAUCACAGACACAAUUGUCAAAGAAUGGCUUGAUGAGCUUAAGGAUGCUGUCUAUCACGCAGAGGACCUUUUGGAUGAGAUCGCUACUGAAGCUUUGCGGUGCCAGGUGGAAGCUGAUUUUGGUACCUCUACGAGUAAGGUACGUAACUUCAUCUCUACUUCAUUUGAUCGGUUUGGGAGAAAACUAGAAUCAAAGAUACAAAAAGUCCUAGAGAAGCUGGAAUAUCUAGCUUCACAAACAAAUGCUAUAGGUCUGAGAGAAAGUGUUGAAGGGAGAUCUUCCCAAAGAGUGCCCACAACUUCUCUGGUAGAUCCAGAGACUAUAAUUUACGGUAGGGAUGAUGAUGAAAAGGCAAUAGUCAACUUGCUGCUCUCAAACGAUGUAGCAAGCAACAACCACUCAACUGGUGUGAUUCCCAUUGUGGGCAUGGGUGGGGUUGGAAAGACAACCCUUGCUCGGCAAAUCUACAACAACCAAAAAAUCAUAGAACAUUUCAGCCUUAAAGCAUGGGUUUGUGUUUCAGAAGAAUUUGACGUUCGUAAGAUAACUAAAAAAAUUCUUGAGGCUGUCAGUCCACAAAAACAUGAUCACACUGACUUCAAUAAGAUCCAAACUGAAUUGAAGAAUUAUUUGAUGGGAAAGAAAUGUUUACUGAUUCUUGAUGAUGUAUGGAAUGAAAAUUAUGAUGAUUGGGCUCUCUUGAGUAUUCCCUUUAAAUAUGGAACAUCGGGAAGUAGAAUUAUUGUGACAACACGCAACAAAAGUGUUGCAUUGAUCAUGCGCCCUAUUCAAAUUUUUAAUCUUAAUAAAUUAUCAGAAGAAGAUUGUUGGCUAUUAUUUGCAAAUCAUGCCUUUGAAAAUGGAAAAUCUAAUGCUUAUCCUGAAUUAGAAAGAAUUGGUGAAGAAAUCAUUAAGAAGUGUGACGGUCUGCCAUUGGCAGCAAAAGCACUCGGUUGUCUAUUGCACUCUAAAUUAGAUGUAGAGGAAUGGAAUAAAAUUUUGAAAAGCGAAAUUUGGAGUCUGCCUAAGGAUGGGGGUAAUAUUCUUCCAGCUUUAAGAUUAAGUUACAAUUACCUACCCUCACAUUUAAAGCUAUGUUUUGCAUAUUGUUCAAACUUCCCAAAGGAUUAUCUAUUCAAAAAGGAAGAACUUGUUCAGUUGUGGAUGGCAGAGGGCUUCUUGCAACAACACAACAAGAAUGAAGAAAUGGAAGUUAUCGGUGCUGAGUACUUCCUUGAUUUAGUAUCGAGGUCACUUUUACAACAAUCAAAUGGAAGCAAAGUGUGCUUUCUAAUGCAUGACCUAGUCCAUGAUUUAGCUACAUCUAUAUCUGGCAAAUUUUGUUUCAGAUUGGAAGAGGAUAACACAAACAAAAUUAUAGAUAAAACUCGUCAUUUUUCCUACUUAAGAAGCAAGUAUGACACCCCAGAGAAGUUUGAUGCUUUGUGCAAAGCUAAAAAUUUACGCACCUUCAUUUCGUUAGGAAUGAAAGAAGAUGAUAAGAAUUGGAAGUUCUACUUAACAAAGAGGGUACCACAAGAUCUAUUAUUGAAACUAAGAUUUUUACGUGUGCUCUCUCUUUCACAUUAUUGUAAUCUAGAGUUGCCAGAGUCAAUUGGAGAUUUCAAACAUUUACGUUAUUUAGAUGUCUCUUUUACUGGGAUUGAGAGAUUGCCUAAGUCUACUUGUAUGUUGCUCAACUUACAAACGUUGAAUUUAUCAGGAUGCAUAUCUCUAGUUACGUUGCCUGAAAAUAUGGGAAAUCUCAUUAGUUUGCGUCAUCUUCAUAUUAGUGGAACUAGCAUUAAAAAUAUGCCAAUACAUAUGGGUCAAUUACAAUGUCUUCAGACUUUGACCAAAUUUGUUGUCGGCAAGGACACUGGAUUCCGAAUUGAAGAGUUAGGAAAACUUUCAAAUCUUCGGGGAGUCAUUGUGAUAUCGAAUCUCCAGAAUGUGAUAAACUCAACUAAUGCUUUGGAAGCAAAGUUGAAGGAUAAGGAGCAACUUAAGGAGCUAACAUUGGAGUGGGAUGCUGCCAAUGGCUUUAUUUCUCAACUUGAAAGAUACGUACUCAACAGUCUUAAUGCUUUGGAAGCAAAGUUGAACGAUGAGGAGCUACUUAAGGAGCUAAGAUUGGGAUGGGGUGCUGCCAAUGACAUUAUUUCUCGAAGUGAAAGAGACGUACUCAACAAUCUGCAGCCUCAUACGAGCUUAACAAAGCUUGUUAUCAGGAAUUACAAUGACACAAGCUUUCCAAAUUGGGUUGGAGAUGGUUCAUUUUCCAAUGUAACAGUUGUUCAUCUAAACUCUUGUAGAAAUUGCUCUAGUUUGCCAUCACUUGGACAACUCCCCUCUCUUCAAGACCUCUUCGUUUUUGGGUUUGAUGAAGUUGUUACCGUGGAUGCUGACUUUUAUGGUAGUGGUUCUUACACUACUACGCCAUUCCAAUCACUGAAAAUAUUGAGAUUUGAGGCAAUGUCGAAGUGGGAGAAAUGGUCUCCUUAUCACGGAGAAGGCGAAGAUGAAGGAGGAGCUUUUUCGAGUCUCCAAGAGCUUUAUCUUGAAGAAUGUCCAAAACUAAGUGGAAGCUUGCCCAAGCACCUUCCUUCUUUAACCAAACUUGAGAUUAAGGAAUGUGAACAGCUUGAGACUUCUCUUCCAACUGCUCCUUCUAUUCGUGAAUUAGAGUUAAGGAAAUGUAAUGAUGCGCUGUUGAAAGAAUUGCCACCCGCAUUGCACGACCUCGCAGUAAUCGGAUUCAAAAACCUGGAGUCUCUGCCAGAGGGAGUGUUGGACCACAACCACCGUGUUCAAGCCUUAUAUAUAUAUGAUUUUCCUGUGCUCAAGUCUCUUCCUCGUGGUGGUCUAUCCAGUCCCACUACACUAAAAUGGCUUGGUAUCCGUAAUUGUAAGGAAGUAGAAUUCCCGAUGUACCCCUGCUACUCUUCCCUUGAGCGACUGACGAUAGAAGAUAGCUGUAAUCCUCUAAAGUCAUUUCCUUUAGACAUCUUCCCGAAGCUUCGUUUUCUCGAAAUCGAAAGGUGUAGCAACAUGGAGGCCCUCUCAGUUUCGGAGGGACAUCACCUAACUGAUCUCCUACAGUUGAAAAUCAAAAAUUGCCCUAAUUUUGUAGCUUUUCCCGGUGGAGGAUUGUCGGCCCCCAAUCUCUCAGAAUUACAAGUCAGUAAUUGCUCUCGUCUCAAUUCACUCCCAGAAAACAUGCACACGUUUCUCCCGUCUCUUCGAAGAUUGGAUAUCAUUAAUUGUCCACAAAUUGAGUCUUUUCCGAAAGGUGGUCUGCCAUCCAAUCUAGUUUGUUUAGGAAUCAGGGACUGCAAAAAACUAAUUUACAAUAGAAUGGAGUGGGCCUUGCAAAGACUGCAGUCUCUUAAAAUAUUAGCAUUCAUGAAUCAUGAUCGUGAUUGCUGGGAUGUGGAGUCCUUUCCGGAGGAGUAUUUACUGCCCACAACUGUUAAGCAUCUUUGCAUCGGUGGAUUUGGAAAUUUGAGAACGUUGGACAACAACGGGUUUCAACACCUUACCUCUCUUCAAGAUUUGUCCAUCAUAUACUGCCCUAAGCUCAAGCACAUGCCAGAAGAGGGGCUGCCUGUCUCCGUCUCUCACAUACAGAUCGGAGAAUGUCCUUUGUUGACGAAACGGUUGCAAAGGAAGAAGGGAAAAGAGUGGCGCAACAUUGCUCGCACCCCCUUCAUAAAAAUCCUUGAGCCCAACACAUUAAAUGAAGCCAAUCAGUUGUCUAUCGAUGGUGAAUCAAGCGGAACAUUUGUAUCUCGAUUUCUGUGAAGAAGCUGCCAAAAGUAUGACAGGAUUCAUGCUCAGUUACCUGUUCUUUGUUAAACAAAUGCUUUCAAAGUGAAAAUGGAAAAGUGCGCAACUCAAAAUUCAUGCAUUGCUACCUGUUCUAGUGAACCAAUCCCCUGUAUGCAAGGUUAAUUUCACCACUUGACGACCUUAAUUUCGUGAAAACUCUGUGGCCGUUGGAAAGUAGGGCAGAAUUGAUUAAAACUUUUGAGAACAGAUAGCGCCAAUAACUAUUUGUGGGAGGCAAUAUUUUGAUUGAGAAUGCAGAUUGGCUGGCUAAGACUACCUCUCUUUUACAUUUUGGAAUUGACAUGAAGCCUCUCCAGAGGAUAUGUCUACUUUGGGUUAUUACCUCUCUGUGGGUGCAGAUUGUCUUCCUAACUCCAGACAGCUCAAAAGGCUCAGCAUGUCAUUGCUCCAAAGGCUUAGCAUGUCAUUGCUCCUUCUGUCCUUUUUGCCCACACCAGUAGGAUCUGCCCAACUCCCUUCUUACCAUCAAGAACAUAAAAUUUAACCAUGCUAAGACAAGGGUCUAGAGGCGCAGAGAGUGGGAAAACCAGCUGCUGGCUCAAUAUUGCUCAGGUUGAGGCUCAUUGACUACACUAAAAAAUCUUCAAAGUUUUGUAGUCUCAAAAUCAACAUGUGUGGCAACAUCAAGUCUCUUUCAGUUUGGGAGGGACAUGAACUUUUUAUCGUAGCUUUGGAAUCAAGGGAUGCCUUAAUUUUGCAGAUUCUCCCAAUGAGGUAUUGCCAGCCCCCAACCUUACACUGUUAAAAGUUCAUGAUUGCCUUCGUCUCAAGUCACUUCCUGAAAACAUGGAUACGCUCCUCCCAUCUCUUCAAAUUUUGGAUAUCGCAAACUGUCAACAAGUUGAGUCUUUUCCAGAAGGGGCUGCCUGUCUCCAUCACUUACUUAACGAUCGUGGGAUGUCCUUUGUUGACGAAACGGUUGCAAAGGAAGAAGGGAAAAGAGUGGCGCAAGAUUGCUCACACCCCCUUCAUAAAAAUCAAUAACCAACACAUUAAAUAAAAGCCAAUCAGUUGUCCAUCUAUGGUGAACGGAGAAGAACAUUUCUAUCUUGAUUUCUGUGAAGAAGCUGCCCAAAGUAUGACAGGAUUCAUGCUCAGUUACCUGUUCUUUGUUAGACAAAUGCUUUCAAAGUGAAAAUGGAAAAGUGUGCAACUCAAAAUUCAUGCAUAGCUACCUGUUCUAGCGAACCAAUCCCCUGUAUGCAAGGUUAAUUUCACCACUUGAUGACCUUAAUUUCAUGAAAACUCCGUGGCUGUUGGAAAGUAGGGCAAAAUUGAUUAAAAAUUUUGAGAACAGAAAGUGCCAAUAACUAUUUGUGGAAGGCAAUAUUUUGAUUGAGCAAUGCAGAUGACCUUAGUUUCUUGAAAACUCUGGCUGUUGGAAGUAGGGCAGAAUUGAUAAAAAAUUUGAGAAUGGAAAGUGCCAAUGACUAUUUGUGGGUGGCAAUGUUUAGAUUGAGAAAUGCAGAUGAACUUAGUUUCUUGAAAACUCCGUGGCUGUUGGAAAGUAAGGCUGAACUGAUAAAAGAAAAUUGAGAAUGGAAAGCGCCAAUGACUAUUUCUGGGUGGCAAUGUUUUGAUUGAACAAUGCAAAUUGGUUGGCUAAGACUACCUCUCUUUUACAUUUUGGAAUUGACAUGAAGCCUCUCCAGAGGAUAUGUCUACUUUGGGUUAUUACCUCUCUGUGGGUGCAGAUUGUCUUCCUAACUUCAGACAGCUCAAAAGGCUCAGCAUGUCACUGCUCCUUCCGUCCUUUUUGUCCACACCAGUAGGAUCUACCCAACUCCCUUCUUAACAUCAAGAACAUAAAAUUUAACUAUGCUAAGACAAGGGUCCAGAGGCGCAAAGAGCAGGAAAACCAGCUGCUGGCUCAAUAUUGCUCAGGAUGAGGCUCACUGACUACACUAAAAAAUCUUCAAAGAUUCUCCUAGUGGGGGAUUGCCAGCCCCCAACCUUUCACUGUUAAAUGUCCAUGAUUGGCUUCAUCUCAAGCCAGUUCCUGAAAACAUGGAUAUGCUCCUCCCAUCUCUUCAAAUUUUGGAUAUCGCAUACUGCUAACAAGUUGAGUCUUUUCCAAAAGGAGGUCUGCCAACCAAUAUGAAUUGUCUUGCCAUCAAUGCUUCUGAGAAACUCAUUGCCAAUAGGAAGCAGGAAGAGAAAUGCUUUCCUAAGGAGGACUUCCACAAGUUUUAGCACUCUUUCUAUAAAGGAAUUUCAAAAUCUGAUAUCCCUAGACAAGUAGGGCCUUCAACUCAUUACCUCUCUUCAACUAUUGUCUAUCUCAAUAUUUAUCAAAAAAACUAAUGUUUGUCUCAGACUCCCCAGACUAAAGUAGCUGCCAAAAGAUGGGAUUUCUUGUUUCCAUUCUAAGCUACAGUUUUGUAAAUUUCUUGCCUUGACAAAACAAUACGAAAAAAAGAAAGAAUAAAUGUGUAGCGCAAAAUUUCUCACAUCUCUAUUAUACAAUUUAAUGAUGAAGUCUCAUUAUCUGAGCCAAAAGUGUAGAGGAGAUCAAAUCCCACUUCACAAUAAGUAGCAAGUGCCACAAAAGUCUUGGUCAAACACAUGCCAGAAGAGCAGUUAAGAAGGGAAAAUAGUGGCAAAAGAUUGGUCACAUCUGCUGCAAAAAAAUGGAUGCCCCAAGUCAGACGACCUUAGUUUCUUGGAAACUCUGUGACUGUUGGAAAGUAGAGCAGAAUUGAUAAAAAAAAUUGAGAAUGGAAAUCGCCAAUGACUAUUUGUGGGAGGCAAUGUUUUGAUUGAGCAAUGCAGACAACCUUAGUUUCUUGGAAACUCCAUGGCUUUUGGAAAGUAGUGCAGAAUUGGUAAAAAAAAUUUGAGAAUGGAAAGUGCCAAUGACUUUUUGUGGGAGAUUGGCUGGCUAAGACUACCUCUCUUUAAAUUUUGGAAUUCGCAUUAAGCUGCUCCAGAGGAUAGGUCUGCUUUUGGUUAUUACCUCUCUAUGGGUGCAGAUUGUCUUCCUAACUCCAGACAGCUCCAAAGGCUCAGCAUGUCAAUGCUCCUUCUGUCCAUUUUGUCCACACCAGUAGGAUCUGCGCAUCUCCCUUCUUACCAGCAAGAACAUUAACUUUAACUAUGCUAAGACAAGGGUCCAGAGGCGCAGAGAGGGGGAAAUCCAGCUGCUGGCCCUAUAUUGCUUAGGUUGAGGCUCACUGACUACUCUAACAAUCUUCAAAGAUUCUCAUACUGGGGGAUUCCUAGCCCCCAACCUUACACUGUUAAAAGUUCAUGAUUGCCUUCGUCUCAAGUCACUUCCAGAAAACAUGGAUACACUCCUCCCAUCUCUUCAAAUUUUGGAUAUCGCAAACUAUCAACAAGUUGAGUCUUUUCCAGAAGGGAAGAGAAGUGCUUUCUUGAGGAGGACUUCCACAAGUCUUAGCACUCUUCCUAUAAAGGAAUUUCAAAAUCUGAGAUCCCUAGACAAUAAGGGCCUUCAACUCCUUACCUCUCUUCAACAAUUGUCUAUCUCAGACUACCCCAUACUAAAGUAGAUGGCUGAAGAUGGGAUUUCUUGUAUCCAUUCUAAGCUACAGUUUCGUCAAUGUCUUGCCUUGAUUAAAACAAUUCCAAAAAAAAAAAAAGAAUAAAAGUUAGAUGCAAGAUUGCUCACAUCUCUAUCAUGCAAAUCAAUGAUGAGUCUCAUUAUCGGAGCCAUAAGUGUAGAUGAGAUCAAAUCCCACUUGACAAUAAGCAAGUGCCACAAAAGGCUUGGUCAAACACAUUCCAGAAGUGCAGUUAACAAAACAAUUGCCAAGGAAGAAGGGAAAAUAGUGGCGAAAGAUUGGUCACAUCUGCUGCAUAAAAAUGGAUGCCCCAACCCAAAUCAGGGGAUUUUCUAAACUAACGUCUUUUGUGCACAUUCUAGUUGGAAGGGGGCUUUUAGAAUUGUCCAUUUCCUAUAUAUUAAGUUCAGAUACAGGCUUGACAUGCAAGUUGGUGAUAUAACAGAACAUGCAAAUUUUGUAGUAUUUGACAAGGAAGCACAGAAGUUAAUUAAAGUUCUCGGUACGCAACUCUCCAAUAUGGAAGAAGAGGAUGUAGAUGGUGACAAUAUUAUUCCAAAUAGUAUCAAUUGCAUUAUUGGGAAAACCUACAUCUUCCAAGUGAAAGUUACUGCAUACAAUUUCUUCGUUCGCAAACAAAACUUUAGGAAACAACAAAAAGAGGGACUAAGAAUGGAAAUGAAGUAUCCAAAGAAACAAUCUUUGCUGAAGUAAAGAAAACAAAAAUUUUGAAGAAAUAAAUCCAAAACGAGAAUGUGGAAGCUCAAAUAGAAGUGUUAGAUGAUUAGCGAACAUAGAAAAUAUUUAAACGACUAGUUUCAGCUGAAGGUCAUAUUUUAACUCUGCAGCAAAACGGCACCGUAUCCCAUUAUUACAAAUGGUGACGUUUUGGUUUUAAAGAGAAUUCUUUCAGUUGAGCUAUACGACAUCGUUUAGCCUUGGAGCUUCAGAUUCCGUGUUAGCAUCUUCUUCAAAGGAUUAGUGCUGAGAUAUUUUUUUGUAAUUAGAUAUUUUCUGUUAAGAGCAAAUUAAUCACAUGUGUAAAUGGAUUGAGAUCCCGUGCAAUACCUAGGGUAUUGCACGGGGUGCAAUAGCUUAAAUCCUAGCCUUCCAUUCAAUCUAAUGGCUCUAAAAUAACUCCACGUCAUCGAUCCGCAUCACUUAGGAAAAAUUUUUUUAAUUCACUCUCAUUCCUUCUCUCUCUCAUUUUUUUUUCUUCUGUUCAUAUCUCUCUCUCCAACUUUUCACUCCGCAGUCCUCUCCUCUGUUCUCUCUAAUUCUCAAAAUUUUAAAAUCCUAAUGUUGCUGACUUGCUUUUGCCGCUACCACUCUCACGCCAAACCACCGUCAUCGCCACCAUGGCGCCACUCACCAGCCACCAUUUCUCUCCCCCAACGAUCUAUCAACCCCUGCUAUGCCUCUGUCGGCUCCACUGCCUAGCAUCUCCAAUCUGCACCGUCGGCCCAAUCACUUCCCAGAUGAUAGAGCAUAGAGCUCCAGCCAAGCUAUAUUGCCAGAAAAGGUUUUGAAGCAUUCCUUAUGGAUUGAUAUCUUGAUGCUAGCAAGACUAAUUUUCAGUGUCAUUAAAGUUUUAGACUUGAUAUGAGUGAACUUCUUUUUACUUCGAAACAUGUAAUGAGACAAAAAAGACUUGCUUGAGUUUUAUGUUGUAUCGUUCAAUUUUGACACUUGAGUGUCCCUGUUUAUGUAUAUAAAAACCCUUACAAUGAUGUAUAGUACAAACCAAGAGAAUGUAAUAAAGUGCAAUUAUUCUUUUCUUGAUA